UGCCCCCCAGGUGGGAACGAGGAGCGCCGCCUCUUCGAGACCCUGUUCUCUGGCUACGACCCCAGCACCCGCCCAACCCGGAGACCCCAGGACCCAGUGACUGUAGAGCUGCAGCUCACACUGACCAACCUCAUCUCAUUGAAUGAGAAGGAGGAGACACUGACGACCAACAUCUGGAUCGAGAUUCAAUGGGUCGAUUACCGCCUGGAUUACAACAGCAGCGAUUUUGGGGGAAUUGAGUCCCUGAGGGUCCCAUCCACGCUGGUCUGGCUGCCAGACAUCGUCCUGGAGAACAAUAUCGACGGUGGGUUUGAGGUUGCCUACUACUGCAACGUGCUGAUAUACCCAGGCGGGUCUGUAUACUGGCUGCCUCCUGCCAUCUACCGCAGCUCCUGCCCGGUGGCCGUCACCUACUUCCCCUUUGACUGGCAGAACUGCUCCCUACUCUUCAAGUCGGGGACAUAUGGGGGCCACGAGGUUGACCUGCGGCUCUACACAGACACUGUGACAGGGGCUGUGGCUGACAGCAUCACGAUUGACCCUGCAGCCUUCACAGAGAAUGGGGAAUGGGCCAUCCGGCACCGGCCAGCACGCCGGGUUCAGGCAGGGGAGGCCCCGGCCGUGCUCUUCCUUCUCGUGAUCCAGCGCAAGCCACUCUUCUAUAUCAUCAACAUUGUCAUCCCCGUUGUGCUGCUCUCGGCCCUUGGCCUCCUCGUCUACUUCCUGCCUGCGCAAGCAGGGGGGCAGAAGUGCACGCUCUCCAUUUCGGUGCUGCUGGCACAGACAGUCUUCCUCUUCCUCAUCGCCCAGAAGGUGCCGGAGACCUCACUCAGCAUCCCCCUCCUGGGCCAGUACUUGAUGUUCGUGAUGGUGGUGACAACGUUGGUGGUGAUGAGCUGCGUCGUGGUGCUCAAUGUCUCCCUACGCACACCCAGCACCCCCAGCCUGGUUGGGCCCCUGCCUGUGCUGCUGGAGCUGUUGCCCCGAGUGCUGGGUGGGGAGGUGGCUGAGGGGCAGCAGGACCCAGGACCACCCCCCUAUCUGCUGGCAGCUGAGGAGGAGGCACUUAACACUCCUCGCAGUGAGGUCCUGUUCCGGCACUGGCACCUGGGCCCCUCCCUUGGGGGGCUGGAUCCGGCGCGGGAGCUGUGCAUCAGCCUGGCACAGGCAGCCCCAGCUAUCCGCGAGUGUGUUGCUGCCUGCAACUUUGUGUCGGCCACCAUCCAGGCCCAGAAUGAUGCGGACAAUGAGGCAGGGCGCUGGGUGCUGGUGGGGAAGGCGCUGGACACGCUCUGCUUCUGGGUUGCGCUGCUGCUCUUCGCCGCCGGCACCAUUGGCAUCUUCCUGGUGGGGCAGCUCAACCAGGUCCCUGACAAGCCCUUCGCCUAGGCCAGCCCAUAGGAGCUGGGAUUGGGACCGGCCCUUGUUCUCUGCUAGGACCCCGGUGCUCCUGGCCACAGGGGGGAGCCCUGUUAUACUCACCCAAGAUCUGGCCGCAUCCUGGGCCCAGCUGAACCCCCUGGCUGUGGUUGUCCAUUAAAGGAGUUGCUUCCACCCCACAAUGCAGGACUGGUUUGUGUGGACAAGUUGUGGCUGGCUCUGGGGUGAGGGGCUGAGUAUAACUGAGGGUCUGGGAUGCAAUGCCGGUGGCUGGGUGUAAUGGAGGGGGGCUGAGAUGUGGCUGGCUCCGAGGUGGGGCAGCAGAAGUGGGGUAUAAUGGGUAGUCUGGAUGCAUAUAAUAGUGAGGUCUGGGAUGUGACCCUCUCUGUAGUGUAACACUUGUGGUUGAGUGUAACAGAUGGGGGCUGAGA
Molecule: messenger RNA, 1811 nt
Organism: Alligator sinensis (Chinese alligator)
Lineage: Eukaryota; Metazoa; Chordata; Crocodylia; Alligatoridae
Gene: CHRNE
Product: cholinergic receptor nicotinic epsilon subunit
Exons: 12
Biological process (GO): regulation of membrane potential; chemical synaptic transmission; signal transduction
Cellular component (GO): neuron projection; synapse; postsynaptic membrane
Molecular function (GO): acetylcholine-gated monoatomic cation-selective channel activity; transmembrane signaling receptor activity
Source: RefSeq, a predicted model, not a curated record